This is a messenger RNA of Saitoella complicata NRRL Y-17804, 2441 nucleotides long. Its product is annotated as long-chain fatty alcohol dehydrogenase. The transcript has a single exon. Gene Ontology annotation, molecular function: long-chain-alcohol oxidase activity; flavin adenine dinucleotide binding. The coding region runs from base 273 to 2408 and encodes 711 amino acids. Lineage: Eukaryota; Fungi; Ascomycota; Saitoellomycetes; Saitoellales; Saitoellaceae. The record is from RefSeq and is a predicted model, not a curated record.
CGCUUGCAAUUUCGACGUGACAGCCGCAAAGUCAGUCUUUACAACCGCUCAAUUGCUAUGUCGAGGCUAUAUACUAUCGAGAAUCACAAUAAAAUGGGUCGCUAUCUAGUAGCUACAACUGGGAUUGGUCUCUGCCGCACUUUCAUAUCUGAUCUGCACGCUUCUCCGCUCCGGAUCUCAGAGAUCAGAUGAUACCCCGAAGCACCGAGGACCUCUAUAAAGAUCGCUUACCCGUCGAUCGAUGCCUGCUCUCUCCGUAACCAGAUCCGACCAUGACAGCUGCAAAGUCAGUCUUUACACCCGCUCAAUGGGAAGUUCUCGAUGCCCUCCUCGACACGAUUAUCGCUCCUCUCACCGAUGAGGAAAUCAAUUCCCUCAAAUCGGAUACGACAGCAAGGUCAAUCGCGUCUGAGCGUGACACGGAGGCUGUCACUGCCUUUCUUCGUCAAUCCGCGACGUCGGCGCCUGGGUUCCGUCAGCGCAUCGAGGGUGUCUUUCGAGACUGCAUCGCGCCGGACGCAAUCGCCGAAGCAGCCCGUACGUUCUCGAUUCUACGCACGAUACCAGGAUCACUCAUCCUCACCGGCUCAACAACACCCAUCCACCUCCGUACGCGCCACGAGCGGGAGAAGAUCCUACUGCAAUGGUCGAACAGCCGCUUCGCGAAGAUUAGGGGACUCUACGCGACUGUAAAGGGCUUAGCUACGAAUACGUUCGUCAAGAGUGCGAAUGAGACCUUGAAGGCUCUUGGCUAUGAAGCACGCGACGCAGACGCUGAUCAUCCGGAGCGGUAUACAGCCAAGACAUUCCCAACCUACAAAUUCCUCUCCCUCGACGGCGACGGCGACGACGUCGAACUCACCUACGACGCCGUAAUUAUCGGCUCCGGCUCCGGCGGCGGCGUAACAGCCGCCCGCCUCGCUCAAUCCGGCCAUCGCGUCCUCGUCCUCGAAAAAGGCCAGUUCUUCCCGUAUGACAAACUCACCCUAUCCGAAGCCGAAGCACACGACAAAAUGUAUCAAUCCAGGGGAACUUUGUUUUCGGAUGAUGCGAGUACGUUCACGUUGGCGGGAUCCACGUUCGGUGGUGGGAGUACGGUUAACUGGAGUGGGUCACUACAGACGCAGGCAUAUGUGCGAGAAGAAUGGGCGAGGGAGGGAUGUACGUUUUAUCGUGAGCCCCUCUACCAGGAAGCGUUGGACCACGUGUGUCACCGUAUGGGCGUGUCCGAUAAGCAUAUUCGGCACAAUCCCGCAAACCAGACCUUAGUGGAGGGAGCGAGAAGACUCGGAUACCCCGUCGCCAAUAUCCCCCAGAAUACGAUGGGGACGGAACAUUGGUGUGGGUAUUGUGGACAUGGGUGUAGGUUUGGGGAAAAAGCUGGGGGAGUCAUGACGUGGUUGAAGGAUGCGGCGGAUGCGGGGGCGGAGUUUGUGUGCGAGGCUGAGGUGGAGAAGGUCGUUAUUGAGAAGGGGAGGGCGAAGGGUGUUGUUUGUAGAGUGAAGAGGGAGGAUGGGAAGGAGGUGGUGUUGAAGGUGAACGCAAAGACUGUCGUUGUCGCGGGUGGAUCUCUCAAUUCGCCGCUCAUCUUGAGGAGGUCGGGGUUGAGGAACCUACAUAUCGGUCGAAACCUUCAUUUACACCCAGUUAUUUGCGUUGCGGGUUUCUGGGACUCAAAGCGUACAGAACCCUAUAAAGGCGGGAUCAUGACCGCCGUCUCCCCCAUCGUCGAAAACCUCGACCAUCAAGGCCACGGCCCCAAACUCGAGUGUCUCUCCAUGCAACCCGCUCUCGCUGCCGCCGUAUUUCCCUGGAAAGGCGCAAAAGAAUACAAACGCCUCUGGACGCGGUAUGAUCAGUGCGUGGGGUAUAUCUCGUUAACGAGGGAUCGCGAUUCGGGACGCGUGUUUGAGGAUGAGAAGACGGGGAUAGUGAGGCUUGAGUAUACGCCGAGUGCGUUUGAUAGGGGGAAUAUGCUCGAGGGGGCGAUCAAGAUUGCGGAUUGUCUUGUUGCGGGUGGGGUUGAUGAAAUCGUGCUCUCCACCGCUGCCCCAACUUUCCGAGUUGACCACGCCUCUGCACUCGGAAUCGCUGAUCCAAACUAUGUCAAGUGGGUCGAGGAAGUUAGGCGUAUGGGCGUCGUUCCGCAACGCGAUGGGGUCGGGUCUGCGCAUCAGAUGGGUACGUGCAGGAUGAGUCGUGAUCCGUCCAAGGGUGUGUGUGAUACGAAGGGGAAGGUGUGGGGAGUGGAGGGACUGUGGGUUUCGGAUGCGAGUGUGUUUUCGAGUGCGAGUGGGGUGAAUCCGAUGGUUACGACGAUGGCGACAGCGUAUUAUAUUGCUGGGAAGGUUUUGGAGGAGAUGGAGGGGGGUAGAGAUGGUAAAGGGUUGCAAUUGGCGAGGCUUUAGACGGUUGUUGAUGAAAGAGUAGAAAGACAGAUC